AUGGACACGGAAGCCACUCCGUUCAUCUCUGCGCGCGAGUGUGACGCAUUGAACGAUGAAAACGUGACACCACUACCAGCGUCGCAGCCGCAUGUCGUAUUCCGACUUCGACGAGAAGACGAAAAAGUGCCGUGGAUUGUCGAGUUGGUCUUCUUGCUUUUCAACGCGCAGGGCGACAUCUUGCAGGUCGCCCGUGGGGCCAACACUCCAGACACUUCAACAACCGGUCACCGCACAGCUGGUAGCCAUGCUGUUGCGUAUUUUGGCGAAGAAAACUUCCGAGCCACACGAGCCAAGUUGAAAGAGACCGACGAGCGGGAAGUCGUUCGGUUUUCCAUGACCAAAGUGCAUCCAUUCGUCGAAGUCGUGGGCUGUCUAGUCACGUAUGCGGAGGACGAAAUCGCUCGCUCUCCCCAACUCAACGCGUUCUCACUCACGUGCGAUCUCCACGCUCUUGACAGCUCUCAGGCCGAAGCAGAAGCGCAAGCGCUCGCCGCUGGUGGCAAGAGAUUCGUGUUCAAUGACAGUGGAGAACACACGCGUUUAUUGAAUAUUUAUCACGACCCGAAGACAUUAAGAAGACACAUUGGCAAACAGACGAACGUGGUGAUAUUGUGCAAACUCUUUCGACGUCACGGAAAACACCACGACUGGGCUUUCCAUGCAGCUACAGAGGAUCGAAGCAACGUGGUCGUACGGAGCGCUGUGACAGCGUCUCUGGUUGAAACCAUGCAGAUUUUCCUGCUAGAUCUCAUGCCGGAUAUCAAAAUCCCGAAUCGCAACCCGCUGUCAAGUGUUGCCGGGAUCUGUGCAGCUCUCACUUGCAACGAGUUUCUGGGUAUUGAGCGUCACUUUCCCAAAGCAGGACUGUCCAAAGUGGAUUUUACUCGCUUGUUACUGUGGGAAUUGAUGCGCGCUCGACCGAGUUUGAUGCGGCAUCUAAAUCGCGCUUCUGCUCUUAUUGGACUGUUGUUCGAGAUGUUUGAGCAGAUCGACAUUAACGGCGAUUCCGUCGUGGAUUGGGACGAAUUCACGUCGUUUUGUAUCGCGUUGGGACUUGUGGCCACUCGAGUUCCUCAUGACGAGAACGAUCACGAUCAAGGACAAAGUCAUGGAGAUAACCACGACGCUCCACCUCGAAACAUGAUAGUGUAUCGCCAUGAACCUCUGAGUAGUGGAACUGCAACUCGGACUUUUCCUUAUCAGAUCAACAAGCUUAAAAACUUCCCGCAACUCAAACGCCUUGCAGUAAUCGAACACAAAAGUCCUCGAAUCCUCUUUUUCGAUCUGGAUAUGAGUUUCCUCCACGAACUCAAUUGCAGUGAGAAACUCGCAGCCGAGAAGAAAGCAGGAGAGAAACAGCAAGACGUAUUAGACUCGUUGGAAGUUCUGGACGCAGAGCAUAUUCCAUCUCGAAAUGCUCUAGCGGUGGCAAGCAGCGACUUGUGCAUUUCAUUGUGGUCCAUUAUCGACGCUACUGUGGGCUCGUACGUCUUCAAUGGGAAACUGGCGGGACGUUUCCCCGCUCUGUUCGUCAAGUGGUGUCCUCCUCCUCUCAAGCGAUUGUUCGUUGCUGGGGGUUCGACAGAUCACGUUCAGCUCUGGGACUUGGAAGUGCCCAUGCACGCUGGAGCUGCUCCGCCGCCUCCGCCGAUGCUGCUGCCUCGCAGUCACACGGAGCGGAUUGCCGCUUGCUUAGAUCUACCGGAGACUCCGUACGUCGCGACGGCCUCUUUUGACCACACGAUCACGAUCUGGGAGACUGUGGCAGGAGCCAAUUCCGCUCUGGGGGGCCCAUCUGCUGUGCUUACAGUCUCGUUCGUGCUUCGAGGACAUCAGCAAGCCGUUUUGACACUGGACUCGGCUUAUAAUCUCUUGCUAAGCUCAGGAUUCGAGUACCAAGCGUACUGUUGGGGGAUUUCGGGACGAGUUCUAAAGACUAAGCUAGGAGGUCAUCACCAUUGCCUAAUGGGGGCCAAGUUUGUGUCCACCUCUGCAUCUGGACCUUGUCUUGUAGUCACGGGUGAUCAAAGUGGACAUUUCAAGCUCUGGGAUAUCACUCGAUGCGCCAAAGGAUUGUCGGGGAACCACUUGUCGAUCAUGUUGCAGACUUUUGAGCUUCACACGCCGAAUCUCUGUCGCUUCCGGAUGUUUAUGACGUCUCCGGCGUGCGAUAUCGUAACGGGAAAUCUGCGUCUCUAUCGCUUCAGUGCGUUCACCCAGUCGGUGGGAUCUCAGGACGACGCAGCAGUCGACGAAUCGGCGGGUUCAGCUCCCACGAGGUUCAUCGUGUUCAAUGCCGUGGCCAACACUUUCGUUGGUGCAGUUGAGAAUCGUAUUACGGUGUGGAAUGCAAAUUCUGGCGCGAAAAUUGAGGAACCAGUGACAAUCCGAGACGCCGAAGUCUGCGCGAUCACCUUCGAUAGUCCUCGCGAAAGAAAACUUUUCGUGGCGACCAACGAUGGUGCAAUUCGGCUUUACAACCCUGUGACUGGAGCUCUACUGCAGUGCUUGAUUUCGACUGGAGACGAUCGUAUGGUCUGCGUAGUGGACUCGCCACCUGGAAAGUUGAAACUGGAAGUGAUCCACUACGUGGAAAAGGCUCACAACUCCAGUAUCACGUGUUGCGCUUGCUCACCGCCACCAGCGACCGAGACACACACGUCGAGGUUCAUUGCCACAGCGGACGAUGCUGGCGGAGUGCAAGUGCACGACCUUCACCACAUCACGUUCCAGUUCCGCUGUGCUACCGUCCACACUCGAGAGAUCCGAGCUCUGCAUUUCCCAGCUGCCACACCGGGUUUCCUCGUCUCGGGUGAUGUCAGUGGUGUCAUCUUCGUUUGGCCAACAAUUGGAGUUCGAACUUCGAUCGCGCAACCUCUUAUGAGGCUCAAGAUGCAAGAAAUCACACCGUCAAGACCUGUAUCGAGCAACGUAGAGUUCGAUGGGAUCACAGCCAUAUGCUCCACUACGUCACACGACUCUCACUCCAUGCUCUACGUUGGCGUCGAAACGGGGCAAAUUUUUGCAUGGGAUCUUCAUUCUCUUCCUGUGAAAACCCAGUCGGAAUCUACAAGACGCUCAGCCAUUCGACGUCGCUCAUCUGUUUCCAAAGGUGAAAUUUCAGUGUUGGAAAGUGGAGGCAAAAGUGCCCCGUUGCCGGUGAUUCUGUCGAUUAAGUCGUGGAUGGCACACCAAGCAGGUGUUUUAUCAGUGCAAAGUGUGUCUUGGCCUGGUGAGUUGCUCUCGUUGGGUGCAGACGGCAUGGUUAAGAUCUGGGAUCGCACUGCAACUUGUGUCGGCCACAUUUUAACCACAGCAGAACAGAGCUCGGUCUCCGCUUCCGCGUGGAAAUUCAUACGUCGCGACCAGACCCCAGGAGGCCAUCAGAACGAUACUUUUGAGCGAAUUGCUCGUGAGGUUACUGCCAAGCACCAGCGUCGACUGAAAAAGGAGCUCAGAAAUGCACAUUUUCCUGAUGCGUCGAUAGCGAUGACCAACGCAGCAAACGCCCUAGUGGCACUUGUGCCGUUCUCCGUGACAUCCGUGACAUCGGGAGUGCAUCAAGGAAUUUUUGGACCGGAGGAGGCGCAACAUCUCCGAGCCAUUGCGAAAAACUCCAAGGCUUUACUAUUAGAUGCAUCGGACAAACGGAAGCGUGUCGCAGCUCUUGCGCCGUUAUUUGCUUCACCUGAAGAAAUGAUGAGAGCGCGUGCAAAAGCGAAGGCAAAAGCUCGAGCAACGAUGAACAACAGUCCGCAGAUUUUGGAUUUUCCUUCUCGAGCGCUAACAAAUUAUCCGCUGGAACUCGAACGCCGCGCUGCUGCCAACGCUAAAGCUGCAGCGAGCGCUUUACGCGCUUUAGACCCAGAGCCUUCGCCAUUUCUACGUGAAAAAUUGCAGGAUGCUGCGUCACCAAUUGUGAAAUCGACACCGAAAAAACGAUUGCAACGUCUGAUUGCAACUCCAGAAAUUGACAUUAAAAUGAGUGCAAGUGUGGUGAUACUAGCGAGGAAUGUCAAUAUCGAGCGCAAGUUGAAGUUGUGUCAGAAGAUCGUGGCAAAUGUUUGUCUCAUGAGCUCCAAGCCCAAAGUGUCCAAAGUGCGCAAUGAAAAAGAAAAACCCGGUUCUCCAGCGUCAAAUUUGCGUCAGCAGACUUUGACACUAGCGAUAGCACAAGGAAAAAACCCUUUCGGACCACACUACACGGUGAAACAAGUUGAACAGCUCGCCAUCCGACUUGCACGACUAGAUGAAGACGGCUCCGGAGAUCUAGAUCAACACGAGUGGAAGCAGUUGGCAGAGUUUUGCGGUCUCGACAGCAACGCAACAAGUAUUGACACCCUUUUCCACUCUCUCGACCGCGAUUCGGAUGGCACAAUUAGCGUCCUUUUGUAUUUUUUUUCCGGCAGGCGUCUACCGAACAGCUCCAGCAAAUGCGAGCGUUCAUUCAAACCCGGAUGA
Molecule: messenger RNA, 4464 nt
Organism: Phytophthora infestans T30-4
Lineage: Eukaryota; Oomycota; Peronosporomycetes; Peronosporales; Peronosporaceae
Exons: 12
Coding region: 1-4464 (1487 amino acids)
Molecular function (GO): protein binding; calcium ion binding
Source: RefSeq, a predicted model, not a curated record